This is a messenger RNA of Mycosarcoma maydis (corn smut), 1278 nucleotides long. RefSeq lists its product as uncharacterized. Gene Ontology annotation, biological process: tRNA modification. Lineage: Eukaryota; Fungi; Basidiomycota; Ustilaginomycetes; Ustilaginales. Bases 1 to 1278 code for a protein of 425 amino acids. The record is from RefSeq and is a predicted model, not a curated record. The transcript has a single exon. Gene Ontology annotation, molecular function: RNA binding.
AUGCCUUGGAAGCGCAAGCGAUCAGGUCCAGGCUUCAACCGAGAUGCCUCGUCCGAUUCGACGUCCGCUUUCAAGCGCUCGAAACCUGGCUACAACCAGGUCUAUCGAUUGGCAUCCAAGAACAUUUGCGGUCCGGGAAUCUUUGUCACUUGCGUCCAGGGCAAGGAGCGAAAGGCAGCAUUGCAGUUUAUUGAUCUGCUCAACGAGACAGCUGAUCGGAUCUAUCCCGGUGUUGCGACCGAAAGUCUGAACGAUGGUGCCGACGCGAGAGAGGAUGAUGACGACCAAGAUAUGGAUGCGAUGAGGAAUGGUGUUGCUUCGGAGUCGAGCGUUCUAUCGUCUAGAACCAAAGAAGAAGCAGAAUCACCAGCACAACACCCAGUACAGGAGAAAGGUGGAGAGCCAGAACGUGUUAUGAAAGAGGACAAAGCAGAAGAUGACAUUGCGGCACAAAUCGCAGCCGAGCUGAAAGACAUCAAGGCGACCGAACGACCACGUCGCGGCGGAAGCUCGAAAGUCGCAGCUCCGCGCUUUAAGAGCGUCGAAACCGACACGGAAUGCUUCCUGUUCAUCUCUGUCUCUCGGCCGUUUGACCCCUACCUUCUGGUGUACACCAUCCUGUCAGAAGUGCAAGUCUCUGGUGAGCCACGAACACGCUUCGUGCAGCGUUUGACCCCAGUCACCACCACCUGCCCUGCCAAUCCCUCAGAUCUUACUUCGCUCGCCCGAACCAUUUUGCCCACAUUCUUCUCCUCUAAUCCGGACCAGGGCAAGACGUUCAAAAUCGACCCGAGGAUCCGGUCACAUAGCAAGCUGAAGCGUAACGACGUGAUCCAGAUCGUCGCCUCGCAGAUCCCCACCUCAGAACCCGCCGAGGAUGGACAGAGCAAGAGGAUCCAUAACGCCAAUUUGGGCAAUCCAGAUCUGUGGAUCGUUGUAGAGGUGGUCAAAAAUUCGGCCGCAAUUAGCGUGCUGGAGGAUUACGAAAGGUUUAAGAAGAUGAACCUGCAGAGUGUGGCAUUGGCUGCUAACGAGAAAAAGGCGGAGCUGCACGAAGCGGAUAAGGACCAAGGGUUGCGCGAAGGGCGUAUCGCUGCGAGUCUCGUCGCCAAAUCCAGUGCGGUUGACAAGAAUGAUGUCGAGGUAGCAACGCCGACGGAAGCAGGUCAAGGCGUCGGAGAGAUAGCUGCUGCAGUGACACCACAGCUCGAGGAUGGGGCAUCACAAGAGCCAAAGCAAGAUAACGAGUCACAAAUAUCCAACUUCCGCCUUUUCUAG